AUGUCAAAUCCUCCAAACACAACGGUUUCGUCGGCUCAACAACCCAUUUCGCCUCGACCUCUCAAGAAGGCCUUCUCUCCGAAAAGACCUAUUACACCUUCCACUCCUACAAAUCUUACUCCCACCACGCCAUCCAAGGCUGCCACAACUUCUGUCGGUUCAAUACCUUCAGCUACGGUACCAAGCGAUAGCGUAGCUGCUGUGAUUCAAGGAGUUUCACAACCCACCACAAAACCAACAAUAGAGUCAACUAGUCCAAGUAGAGUGAGUAAUAAUGAAAAACAGCAACCAUCAACACCUUCCAAGCCAUCCACUUCUGCUUUGCAAGGAAAAUCAAUCGAAUCUAAACCAAACAGCUCCAGUUUUAAUAAGAAUUCGGAAGCUCAAUCAAAUUCUCAAACAUCUACACAUUCAAAUGCAAGCAGUAGUUCUAGGUCUCCGUCACAAUCUAAUGUGAAACAUUCCCUCAAGUCAUCUCCAUCUGUGAGCGGAAAGAGAAAAAGAGCAAGCACAGAUCCUGCAACUGCAAGCCACGACUCUUUGCAUGGCUCUCUUAAGAAUGAAGUUGCUAGAAAUCGUUCCGAUAAAUUAUCAAACGUACUAGGAGGAGCAACAAGCAUGGCUCCAUCGUCCGUAUCUAAUACUAGUUCUACACCAUCCAACUCAACAGCUUCCACAGAAACAAAACGAAGAAAAUCUAAAAAAAUCAUAGACGAUGAAGAAGAAGAGGAAAGUUUCGAACCAGCUCAAAAGAAAAAGAGUACGACUCAUGAAGAUAAAACAGGAGACAGUUAUAGCGCCAUAAGAAGCGCAAUUACGCAUAAAGACAAGGAAGUUCGACAUCACCAAAGAAAGACCAAUUCGAUCAAGAAGCAUUUUAUAUCAGUGGACAAGCCAGAACUUUCAGAAACUAGUUUCCCAGAUAGUGACCUUCAACCAGAAUCCUCAAUCGUAUUAUUCAGUCAGGAAAUGUAUCUUAAAACUAUUUAUCAAAUUAUUAAGGAAAGGAAGAAAUUUUAA
This is a messenger RNA of Naegleria fowleri, 1020 nucleotides long. RefSeq lists its product as uncharacterized. The record is from RefSeq and is a predicted model, not a curated record. Lineage: Eukaryota; Heterolobosea; Eutetramitea; Acrasida; Naegleriidae. The coding region runs from base 1 to 1020 and encodes 339 amino acids. The transcript has a single exon.